AUGGCGGCUCCCAGUGAUCGACCCAGGAAGUUCGGCAUGAAAGUGUCGGAGGAGGAUCGCGCCUUGGCCGCCCGCAACCCACCGUUGAUCUUAUCUUGUUCCCGGCGGACCGAUGUUCCCUGGGCCUUCUUGCGACAGUAUCUCAACGGCUUUGAGGAUGGCUUCAUCUACGUGGCCUCGGGCGCGCGCAAGGGCACAGACCAAGCCAAGCGCGGAAGUGACUGCCGUGCCGUGUGUGUACAGCCAUGGGACAACCGGACCGGCAAAGGCGUUGUGUGCAUCAGCUGGUGGUCCAAGAAUUACAAGAAGUGGAUUGCCGCGUACCAGCGUCCGGACAGCAUCCUACACCGCUAUGCCGUGCAUCUCUUCAACUUUACCGUGAACUCGGACAACCUGGAGAUCGAGCCAGGCAUGGAGACAAACCUGCAAGAGCGCCUGCAACAAGUGACGUACCUGGCGCAGACCUUCGGUCCUGGGGUUCUUAGCUGCCGCUUCGACCCUAUCGUGCACUACCGGAGCGUCCUGGGAGGGCCCGUGAGAGACAACCUCAAGGACUUUGAAACCAUCGUCCGGCACAUUGGCGGCUUGGGUAUCGACUACAUCGUCUUCAGCUUUUGCCAGGCCUACCCCAAGUCCGUUCGGAAUAUGAAAGCUGCGGGGCUCGAGCUGGUGACGCUGAACCGUGCUGAGGAAUGCGCCGUGCUGGACAGGCUGAUGCCCAUCGCACAUCGCUAUGGUGUGCAGCUCCGCUGCUGCGGCAACAAGGGCCUGGUGGGAUAUCCCAUCAUUCAGAGCGAGGAGGAGGCUUUGAUCAGCGUGGCAAAGAGAGUGGUCCCGCAACAGUCCAACGUCCCGGUCAUCGGACAGUCGCGCUGCGUGGAUGCGCGACUCGCGGACAAGAUCGCCCGGGAGAAGGGCCUCAACUGCUCUCUUUCUCAGGCCAAAGACCUGCGACAGCGGAAAGACUGCGAGUGCACCCGCUCGACGGACAUCGGCCAGUACACGUUCCAAUGCCCUCACGGCUGCCUGUACUGCUACGCCAACCCCAUGAAGAAGACCGCCCGGAACCAGCAGCCAUCGCAGGUCACUGACCAGGCCCCGAUCGCCAUGAACGCCAUGCCUCCGCCGAGCCAGUUCCAGGCCGCACCAGCGCCUCUUCCGCCUCCUUUCGGCAUGCCCGGGAUGCCCGGCAUGCCCAUGCCGAUGAACGCCCCUCCCCCCUUUCCCGCGGCAACGCCCGGCGGCUACAUGGCCCCUCCGCCCGCGCAUUGCGGUCUGCCAGUGACCACAGGGGGCCUGCCUCCGCCGCCCCCGCUGCCACAGUCGGGGUUCCCCAUCCCACAGAUGGGCUUGCCGACGCUGCUCAUGCAGGCGUACAAGUUCCCCUUCCAGCAGCCCGGCGGUAGCUACGCAGCGCCGGAGCAGUCUCAGAAGGGCGUCGAAAUCCAGCCUGGCCAAUGA
Molecule: messenger RNA, 1461 nt
Organism: Symbiodinium natans
Lineage: Eukaryota; Dinophyceae; Suessiales; Symbiodiniaceae
Source: the annotation of a GenBank genome assembly